This is a messenger RNA of Saitoella complicata NRRL Y-17804, 1325 nucleotides long. RefSeq lists its product as uncharacterized. Gene Ontology annotation, molecular function: RNA polymerase II cis-regulatory region sequence-specific DNA binding; DNA-binding transcription factor activity, RNA polymerase II-specific; protein dimerization activity. Gene Ontology annotation, biological process: regulation of transcription by RNA polymerase II. The record is from RefSeq and is a predicted model, not a curated record. Lineage: Eukaryota; Fungi; Ascomycota; Saitoellomycetes; Saitoellales; Saitoellaceae. Bases 283 to 1266 code for a protein of 327 amino acids. The transcript has a single exon.
ACAAUCCCCGCCGACGACCCGACUACCGCAGACCAUCCAGACCACUACCUGCCCUCAGCACAACCUCCACAGCACCCUAAUCUACUGCCAAAUACCGCGCAUAUAUCGCCUACUCGUCCACCGCUACAGGACCCUAUGAGCAUACUCGGUACGUACACUGUUUCUUCUUGCAUGUGAAAGUGUCGGUGCACUGCAGCUGCGUCGCAUGGGGAAGAACCCUGAGCAGCUGUUUCGAGACAUGGACAUACUGACAGUUCUUCUUCUUCAGCGGCAUCGCUCAGUAUGUCGACGAUGGCUUCGCAACCUCCGCCGACUUAUCAUAGUCAUAGUCAUCCUCCUGCACCUCCUCCUUUUCCCCCGCCCUUUACGGGUCAGCUCUCCGGCAGUUCCCUCCUCAAUGAUUCGGAAGCCAUGGCCUUUGCCAACUUUUUAGACAACAUCGCCGGUAACGACAUCUUUCUCUUCCAGCCGGUCUUGCCAGACAACCUACCGAGUUGGCAGCCAGACAAGCAAGGGUAUGCCAACGAAACUACGGUGCCAAAUACCUCAACAUGGAGUCAAAACUCGCAUUUUGGCAACCAGGCAGUGCCUAUGGAUACAAAUACAAGCCAGAAUGGUUACAACGGGAUGAAUGCCCCGGUACACGGCCCUCAGCAGUCGCCCAUGCCCAAUAACGUCCCGCAAACAAACUUUCCUCCACGGCUGGAAAGUCUGGCACCACUCACCGCCCUCGCCGACAUGCGAACGCCAUCCCAACUCAGGCGAGGCCGCCAAGAAGACUAUCCACCCGCCAAAGCCGAAUGCACGGAUACGCGGCAGCAAGACAGUACGCCACCCAAUUCAAACGGCUUCUCACCUCCGUCAUCUACGACACCUACUGCACGAGCCAUGAGUCGCUCCGCUUCUGCGUCCCACAAUGGUUCCCUUCCAUACAUGCCCGUGGGCCGGUCCACACGCGGCAGGAAACCGACCCUUAAUCGUGCGUUCAAUAAUGACGGCACGAAGGCCGACGCCUCGGGAUCGACGGCAAUUAUCAACGGCAGGCGUGAGAAUCUUAGCGAGCAUCAGAAAAGGUCGAAUCAUAUCAUGUCGGAGCAGAAGAGACGGGAUCUUAUCAGGCAGGGAUUCACGGAUUUGACGGAGUUGGUGCCGAGUUUGAGAUUGGGCGGUGAUUCGAAGAGUGUUAUCCUGACCAGGACGGUUCAGUACGUGGAGGACCUACUGCUUGGGAACGAUAGGUUGAAGAAGUUGUUGGGUGAGGAGUGAAUGUGGGUAAUGCUGGCAGGAGUUUUUUGGUUUUCUGUUGUGUGCUUGUUCUUAAAGCC